Molecule: messenger RNA, 1608 nt
Organism: Rotaria socialis
Lineage: Eukaryota; Metazoa; Rotifera; Eurotatoria; Philodinida; Philodinidae
Source: the annotation of a GenBank genome assembly
AUGGUCGAUGGCAACGAUGAAAUCAUCGCGAAUGAACAAAGGGAUUCAGAUCUAUCUCAAAAAUCAUCGAAAGGCAAACGAUCACGAUUAACAUUUCCAUUUGGAGCUUGUCGAGUAUGUUCAGAUUCUGCUACUGGUAUUCAUUAUGGCAUUGCAACUUGUGAAGGAUGCAAGGGAUUUUUCAAACGAAGUAUAUUACGUAAAGAAAAAUAUCGCUGCUAUUUUGAUAAUGCAUGCCUUAUCAACGUGGCCAAUCGUAAUCGAUGUAAAGCUUGUCGUUUUCGACAGUGUACAAAUCAAGGCAUGUCUGUUGAUGGUGUGAAAAUGGGUCGAAUACCGAAACUAGUGAAAGAAAGAGCUUUAAAAGAAUUGCAAGAACAAAAAACAAAAGGAACAACAUCAAAUGGUGAAAUAAAUGGAAUGCAAGCAAACACAUUAUCAUGUUCAUCAUCGGAUCGCAGCAUUGACAAUGACGAUUCAAAUACAAUGGAAACAGAUUCUAUUGAAGCGCAAGUGCCAUCUGUUCCAAUGCAAGAUGAUUCUUCGAAUACAUGUGCAAAGUUUGAAGUCGAAAUAAAUUCAAGUUCGAGUGGAUCAAUCGAUGAUCAUCAAAUAGACGUUUUAAAUAGUAGUUUUAAUUCAACAGUUGAAUCGCAUCUGCCAGCAUACAAUAGCUUGCCAGAUAUGAAAUCGAAAACAUCAGCAAAUGAUCGAGAAGACGAAAUUAAACAAUUUACAUAUCGAACGAAAUAUCCAACAUUUUUACCAAACGAUUUUACAGUCGAUGAAACAGAUGGUUUAUCUCAACUAGCAACGGGCCUAUUAAAUAAUGAAGAAUUACAAUAUGUAAAAGCGAUAGCAAACAAAUUAGGUCGAAAUUCAUUGAAUUUAGACACUAGACUCAACGAUGAAGAAGCAAGAUUUAUUCGAUAUCUUCGUUCUAUGUCAUACGAUAUUUUUCUUCGACGCUCGAGACGCCAAAAACAAUUAGUAUCUCGAAUGAAUCAAAUGAUUGAAAAUAAUAUUCACGAAUGUCCAGGCGAUAGUGCAACCGUUGCAGAAUAUUUUCGAAGUAUUGGAUUGUGUUGCCAAGUAUUUACUCGUGCGACAGUACUAUACGUUCAAGAACUGCCUGGAAUGAAAAAUAUGAGUGUAAAAAGCCUUGAGCGAUUGCUAACUCGUCGAGUAUUCGAUUGGUUUAUGCUUCGAUAUCAUCAACUAUAUAAUGACAAUGGUCAAUGUUAUCUUCUUGCUCCGAACGGUUUUCAAUUAGCUCGUUGUUGGAUGCGUUAUUUACACACUGAUGAAUUUGGAAAUGUUGUAUUUGAUUUCUGCCGACGCGUUCGUGAACUUAAUUUGAGUGAAAAAGAAUUUUCAGCGCUUUUAGUGUAUUAUGCUUGUUAUGAUGAUUCAACUAUGGAAGAUCGAGAAAUACCUCAAAUGCUAAGAUCCUGUUAUCAUUAUGCUCUCUAUUCAGAAUUAUGCCAAAAUCGAGGCGAAACCAAAGGGAAAAUAAUGCUCAGCAAAAUUACUCAAGUCCUUGAACUUCUCAUUCCAAUCACCGAACAAUAUCACAAAGAAGUCGCCUCAUGUAUACUAGAAGUAUGA